Messenger RNA from Capsicum annuum, 1028 nucleotides. RefSeq lists its product as uncharacterized. Bases 207 to 884 code for a protein of 225 amino acids. The transcript is spliced from 4 exons. The record is from RefSeq and is a predicted model, not a curated record. Lineage: Eukaryota; Viridiplantae; Streptophyta; Magnoliopsida; Solanales; Solanaceae.
UAGUGUCUAAUUUAAAUCUCAAAAAUUAAAUUAUAUUCUUCUUAGAUUAUCCUAUAUACUACUAAUGUUGGACACUAUAGUUAACUCAGCAUUUUGCAUCAAUAUCACUAUCAUGACCUCUUAACUUUCUUUGUUUUCACCUCCUCUUCACAAUAAAAAGUCCAAAAAAUCGAAAACUAAGUCGAUUUUAAUAUCUAUUACAUGAAAUGGAGCUUUGGAAAUCAGUUUUGUUUCUAAAUUCUGUUUUACUACUAGUAUUAUUUUUUGGUUUCGUGAGUUGUCAGGUUUCAAUUCCAUCAAAGCAAGACGGAUUUUGGUACGAAAACAGAAAUGCCAAAACAGAUUCGAUAUUAAUCGAGGCAUUUUUUGAUCCAGUUUGUCCUGAUAGUAGAGAUUCCUGGCCUCCUCUUAAACAAGCUCUUCAACACUAUGGUCCUCAUGUCUCCCUCGUUGUUCAUCCCUUCCCUUUACCGUAUCAUGACAAUGCAUUUAUUUCAUCGCGAGCGUUGCACAUUAUCGAUAAGUUGGAUGCUUCUGCUACAUACAGAUUAUUGGAAUCUUUCUUUGAUCAACAGGACAAGUUUUAUGGAAAAGCAACUUUCAACUUGUCCAAAGCAUCUGUUGUAGAUGAAAUUGCAAAGUUUACAUCCAAUGCAAUUGGGAAUUCGAAUUACGCUGCUAUAAAGGCUGGAUUUACUGAUCCCAAAACUGAUCAUGCAACAAGAAUUUCCUUCAAGUAUGGUUGUGUGAAAGGCGUAUAUGGUACGCCUUUUUUCUUCGUAAAUGGAUUUCCUCUGCCUGAUGCUGGCUCAGCAUUGGACUACAAAGGAUGGAGAAAAAUCAUUGAUCCAUUGUUUUCACCAGCAGGACAAUGGAAGAACUAGACAAUUUGCAUUUCUUGUGAAUUGUUGGAUCUUUAAGUACUUAGUUGUAUCUGUAUUCUCUUUCACUUGAAUACUGAGCUAGAGAUAUAGUGACAACUUUUAUCUCAUGAUUACAGAUAUAGUGACAAUAAUUUAUUGCUUCUA